Messenger RNA from Pogoniulus pusillus (Red-fronted tinkerbird), 5835 nucleotides. It is a transcript of the gene KIF3B, whose product is annotated as kinesin family member 3B. The transcript is spliced from 9 exons. Gene Ontology annotation, molecular function: microtubule binding; microtubule motor activity; ATP binding. NCBI's taxonomy places the organism in Eukaryota, Metazoa, Chordata, Aves, Piciformes, Lybiidae. The record is from RefSeq and is a predicted model, not a curated record. Gene Ontology annotation, biological process: spindle elongation; mitotic spindle organization; microtubule-based movement. Gene Ontology annotation, cellular component: microtubule associated complex. The coding region runs from base 200 to 2419 and encodes 739 amino acids.
GAACAGCCCCAACUCUCCCAGCCUGUCCCCACAGGGAAGGUUCUCCAGCCUUCUGAUCAUCCUUGUGGCCUCCUCUGGACCUGCUCCAGCAGUUCCCUGUCCCUCCUGUGCUGGGGCCACCAAAGCUGGAGGCAGUGCUGCAGGUCGGCGGCAGGGGAUCAGGCGGCAGCCAGGCGGCAGCGGCCCCGGCCCCGCGGCCAUGUCCAAGCCCAAGAGCUCGGAGUCGGUGCGGGUGGUGGUGCGGUGCCGGCCCAUGAACAGCAAGGAGAAGACAGCCUCCUACGAGCGGGUGGUCAGCGUGGACGUGAAGCUAGGCCAGGUCUCGGUGAAGAACCCGCGGGGAACCGCUCAUGAGCUGCCCAAAACCUUCACCUUCGACGCCGUCUACGACUGGAACUCCAAGCAGGUGGAGCUCUACGAUGAGACCUUCAGGCCCCUGGUGGACUCGGUUCUGCAGGGCUUCAACGGGACCAUCUUUGCCUACGGGCAGACGGGCACGGGGAAAACCUACACCAUGGAAGGGGUGCGCGGGGACCCCGAGAAGAGAGGAGUCAUCCCCAACUCCUUCGACCACAUCUUCACCCACAUCUCCAGAUCUCAGAACCAGCAGUACCUGGUUCGAGCCUCUUACCUGGAGAUCUACCAAGAAGAAAUCAGAGACUUGUUGUCCAAGGAUCAGUCCAAGAGGCUGGAGCUGAAGGAGAGGCCGGACACGGGCGUGUACGUGAAGGACCUGUCCUCCUUCGUCACCAAGAGCGUCAAGGAGAUCGAGCACGUCAUGAACGUGGGCAACCAGAACCGCUCGGUCGGGGCCACCAACAUGAACGAGCACAGCUCCCGCUCCCACGCCAUCUUCGUCAUCACCAUCGAGUGCAGCCAGCUGGGGCUGGACGGCGAGAACCACAUCCGCGUGGGCAAGCUCAACCUGGUCGACCUGGCGGGCAGCGAGCGGCAGGCCAAGACCGGAGCCCAGGGCGAGAGGCUGAAGGAGGCUACCAAGAUCAACCUCUCGCUCUCGGCCCUGGGCAAUGUCAUCUCGGCCCUGGUGGAUGGCAAAAGCACUCACAUCCCCUACAGGGACUCCAAGCUGACCAGGCUGCUGCAGGACUCUUUGGGUGGCAACGCCAAAACAGUGAUGGUGGCCAACAUAGGCCCUGCCUCUUACAACGUGGAGGAGACUCUGACCACCCUGAGGUAUGCCAACCGUGCCAAGAACAUCAAGAACAAGCCCAGGGUCAACGAGGAUCCCAAGGACGCUCUGCUACGAGAGUUCCAGGAGGAGAUUGCUCGGCUCAAGGCCCAGCUGGAGAAACGCUCCAUUGGGAAAAGAAAGAGGAGGGAGAGGAGGAGAGAUGGUGGGGAGGAGGAGGAGGACACUGAAGAGGGUGAGGAUGAAGGAGAUGACAAAGAUGACUAUUGGAGGGAGCAGCAAGAGAAGCUGGAGAUCGAGAAGAAAGCCAUAGUGGAGGAUCACAGCUUGGUGGCAGAGGAAAAGAUGAGGCUGCUGAAAGAGAAGGAGAAGAAAAUGGAAGACCUGAGGAGAGAGAAGGAAGCAACAGAAAUGCUGAGUGCUAAAAUCAAGGCCAUGGAAAGCAAACUUCUGGUGGGAGGGAAAAACAUUGUGGACCACACAAAUGAACAGCAGAAAAUCCUGGAGCAGAAGCGACAGGAAAUUGCAGAACAGAAACGCCGCGAGCGAGAGAUCCAGCAGCAGAUGGAGAGCAGGGAUGAGGAGACGCUGGAGCUGAAGGAGACCUACAGCUCCCUGCAGCAGGAGGUGGACAUAAAGACCAAAAAACUCAAAAAGUUGUUCUCCAAGCUGCAAGCUGUGAAGGCAGAGAUCCAUGACCUCCAAGAAGAGCACAUCAAGGAGCGCCAGGAGCUGGAGCAGACCCAGAAUGAACUUACCAGGGAAUUAAAGCUGAAGCAUCUGAUCAUUGAAAACUUUAUUCCCUUGGAAGAAAAGAAUAAGAUCAUGAACAGAUCAUUCUUUGAUGAAGAGGAAGAUCAGUGGAAGCUGCACCCCAUAAGCCGCCUGGAGAACCAGCAGAUGAUGAAGAGACCUGUGUCUGCUGUGGGCUACAAGAGGCCCCUGAGCCAGCACGCCAGGACCUCCAUGAUGAUCCGGCCGGAGACUCGCUACAGGGCAGAGAACAUUGUGCUGCUGGAGCUCGACAUGCCCAGCCGAACGACGAGGGACUACGAAGGACCAGCCAUAGCUCCCAAAGUCCAGGCAGCUCUGGAAGCAGCUCUGCAGGAUGAGGAUGAGAUCCAAGUGGAUGCUUCAACCUUUGAGAGCACUUCCAAUAAAAAAUCAAAGCCCAGGCCUAAAACUGGAAGGAAAUCAGGAGCAUCCUCUGCAGCAGGCACCCACAGUUCCCAGCUCUACCCACAGUCCCGAGGGCUGGUUCCAAAGUAAAACCAGCAAGUUCCUCUCCAGGGCAUGGAAAACCUUUGCCUUCUGAGAGCAGAGACAAGAACAAACCUGCAGAGAGAGCUCCCAGUCUCCUUUCCCCUGGAGAUAGCCUCUGCUCUUUGACUGUCCUGUGCUGGCCAGGGUGCAGCAGGCUCAGUGCUCUGCCACUCAGCCUCUGGUCCCCGUGGGAAACAGCUUUUAGUUAGGAAAUGAGACAUGCAUGAGGUACGUUCAAGUGUGUUAGAAGCAACGGGAAGCAUGGGGAUCACCUCACACCAUCACCAUCUCUCCUCCUGCACUGCCCCUCUUGCUGCUCUGGCCUUCUUCUCUUGCUGUUGGGCAAUGAGAAGAGUUGGAAGUCAUCUCAACUGCACCACCACUUCAGAGCUCCACGGUGAGAACCAAGCAAGGAGCUGUUCCAACUUGACUGGGUGCUUACUUUUGCCUCUUCCUGCUCCAAAGCCUGGCAUCGUCGUUUGGGGUGAAGAGGUGGAUCUGACAGGCAGGCUCAGCAGUCAGUGUGCACUCACAGCAGGCAGCUGUGCCUCCCUCUUGGGCUGUAGGACACAAAAGGGUCUGGAAAGCAACUUUGUGCUCUCUGGAAAGGCAGCAGCAGGAGCUGAAGGCCUUUCUUUGUUUACAAGCAUAAGGAAGAGCUUCUCUAAAGUGACCUCCUACAGACCUCACCUGUACCAGCAGGAAACACCUUGUCAAGGAACACACCUGCACACCAGUGCCAGCUCCACUGCUUUCUUCCCCUCUCUUGCUACCAUCUUUGCCCCUGGCAUUUGAAACCUGUGGCCAGGUGAAGCCUUUCAGCCACGGGCUGCUGCGUGCCCAUUCUCUCACCUCUCCCACUGCUCAAAUGUAGCACUGGCACAGAGCCUUCAUCCUGGCAGGCCCCCGGGGCUGGCCCUGCUCUCCCCUGUGUGCAGGGUAGAGCAGUGCCAAGUGGAGCUGCCUCUUGAGUGCACUUGGCUGGGCCCUUCCCUUGCUGUCGAGAGGGGUUCAGCAUUUGGUACCUUUUGUGCCUCGCCUGUUCCACUCUGGGAGCUUUCCCUUCGCACCCCCCAGCCCGUGCAGAGCCUGCUGGGAGGGAAAGCUCAUGUAGCUGAGGCUGGGUGAUGGAAUCUGGCAUCAAUUCCAGGGGCUUCACUUGGAAAACAAGGGAGGAAGAACUCCUGCUUUUGACAGUCUCAUUGCCAAGCUGCCCUAAGACUAAAGCAGGCUCCUGAGACGCUGCAGGCUCGUGUGGCAGGGGGGAGGGAGGUGGAACUGCCACGCUGAGGCCAGUGAGGUGUCCCUGUCUGGUGUCUCACAGCUCAUUCAUAAGUUUUAGUUCACUGUAUAUUGAGAUUUGGGGUUUUACUUUUGCUGGUUGCUGUUGGCUGUCCCCCAUGGACUUUUUUACCCAUUCCCCCCUGCUGCUGACUCCCUCCCCCCAGCCUGUACCCCCUGUGCCAGUGAACGAGGACUUGCCUGCUUUUAGAACUGCUUUCACGUGUGGGCUCUGCCUUGUGAGCUCCCUAAGUGAAGUCACCCAGGCUGGAGAACUCUGUCCUGUGUGGCCCUCAGGAGCAGAAGGAACAGAGCAGAAGGUUGGGCACAGCACAGCUCACCCUUGCAUCCUGCGGGCACGGUGCCUUGGUGAGCUGGCUGGGCCUGCCUAAAGCCUAACCCAGCUGCUCCACUUCCUGGACCACAAGAUUAAUAUAUAUAUAUAUUAGUUCUGUUGGGGGGAAAAGAGGAGUUUGCUUCUAAUUGCAAGUUCCUUUCAGCCUGAAGAUGGGACCCUGGCAUCAUCUUCCUUUGUACAAAGCACUCCUGGUGGACAGAGAGCCUUUUAACCGGCUCACAUCGCAUAAGCUAAUGUCUCCUUCUCUUCCCUCUCUAGCACAUCACCUCCCGUCCUUGGCCACUUUCAAAGGUGAUUGUAUGCUGUUGAGUGCUCCAAGAAUUGAAAUGAACCAUGGAAGGGGGCUGGGGGGGCUCAUCUAAAAGCUGAAACAGCAGCAAACAGUGUCCCCAUGUCCACGUCCGUCCCGCCGCAGAGGCGUGGGGUGUGUGUGAAUAACGCAGGGGCAGAGCUCUGCCUGCACACACUUCUCCCUCAGGCACUCCCCAUUCCAUAGGGAAUUCUGUGUGGAACUGACAUGCUGGAAGCUUCCCCUCCGUGGCAGGACUGGUGCAGUGGCACUGGCCGUCCAAACCCAAAGUGUGCUCGUCUUAGUGUUGCUGAACUAGCUGGUGGCUGCGUCAGAGAGGAGCUGCUCUCUGUUAGAAACUCCUUAGCAAGGCGAAAGAAACGUCCAUAGGAAGGGGGAGAAGAAAGAAUUGAAGCUGCAUCUGUAGUCGUUGUCUGUGAGGUGGAGCUGUGGCUGGAGAUUUGGGUGGCAUCUGAGCAGUCAGGGAAGCUGUGAGAGGCUCCUUCUGGACUUGCCCUCGCCCAGGCGCUCAGCAGCACUGACAGGGAGGGGAAAUUGGUUGUCUUAAGCCGCACAGAAGGUGCUGAGCUCCGGGCAGAAGUUCUUUCACAACAUUCCUGCUGAGUCUGUCGCUCUCCGGGGUUGUUAUCUGACCCCUCUGGGUUUCCUGCAGCUUCCUGGCCCCAAGGCAGGAAAUCCAGCUGCCUCCUGGAAGGGGCCCUCAGACACCCCGCGCCCUCACAGCCUCCCCAGGGGAGCGUUUCACAUCCUUCUCUGCUCUGCAUCACAGGAUCUGUGUCUUAAAGGGUGACCUGGGCGGGGGAGAGGGGCAGAUCGCUGGCUCUUGGCGCAAGCACCACCUGACACCGAAGCAGAGAAAUGAAAGCCCUUCGUGAACUCUGCCCACGGCUCCAGCGCCUUCUGCAAACCAUCUGCAUGCUGCUUGAACCUCCUCAGAGACAAUACCUCUGCCGCAGCGCCUCGGGCUGCGCCGGCGCCUUACACACAUCCCACCAGCCGGACCCCCCCCCAGGUGGGGUUCUGGUGUGGUAAAGCCUGCCCUCAGCGCAGGCACGGCACUCCCUGAGGGUGGCUGUAAGGCUGGAGCUGUCCUCUCCCCUCUCCGAGCAGAUUCCUGCAGGGCCCUUCCUGCUGCGUUCAAAACACAACCUGGAAACCACAGCCUGCAAAAAGCCAUAGUCAGUGCGGAGAUGGAAGCGAGGCGAGGAGACAGGUCCAGGCUCUCCCCACCCCUUCUCAGGCCCCUCUCCAUCUGCCCGGGGCUCUCCCCUGGGCACAGCCCGUCCAGAUGAGAGCCUGCAGCUCCUCAGAUACCCCCACCUCCUCCUAGGUGAUCUAGAGACAAAGAGAACCUGUCGAUAGUUCUGUCCAUAGUUUUACAGCCUGUAUUUAUUUGUAUCAUCUCUUUUGUCUAGGAAUGUAAAGUGAUCCUAAAACACAAGGUGUUAAUAAAGGCAACUCCGAUUUACUGCA